This is a messenger RNA of Chondrus crispus (carragheen), 228 nucleotides long. RefSeq lists its product as hypothetical. The transcript has a single exon. NCBI's taxonomy places the organism in Eukaryota, Rhodophyta, Florideophyceae, Gigartinales, Gigartinaceae. The record is from RefSeq and is a predicted model, not a curated record. Bases 1 to 228 code for a protein of 75 amino acids.
AUGCUCGGGGUACUGAGCUUUUACCGCAACGAGAUCACGGGCAACAUGCCCCCCAACUGCCGCUUCGUCCCGUCCUGCUCGGCCUACAUGGUCGAGGCCAUCACCACGUACGGCGCGUGGAGGGGGUUCGUUCUCUCCGCCUGGCGCGUCGCGCGGUGCAACCCCACAGGAGGCUCGGGCUACGACCCAGUGACCUGGCCGCCCGUCGGGUAUCGCGCAGGGGACUAG